This is a messenger RNA of Kalmanozyma brasiliensis GHG001, 324 nucleotides long. RefSeq names its product Chaperonin Cpn10. Gene Ontology annotation, cellular component: mitochondrial matrix. The transcript is spliced from 2 exons. The coding region runs from base 1 to 324 and encodes 107 amino acids. Gene Ontology annotation, molecular function: protein folding chaperone; ATP binding; metal ion binding. The record is from RefSeq and is a predicted model, not a curated record. NCBI's taxonomy places the organism in Eukaryota, Fungi, Basidiomycota, Ustilaginomycetes, Ustilaginales.
AUGGCCACCCAGUCUACCAUUCGCUCCAUCAAGUCGGUCGUCCCGCUGCUCGACCGCGUCCUUGUCCAGCGCUUCAAGCCCGAGACCAAGACCUCGUCCGGUCUUUUCAUUCCCUCGUCUGCCGCCUCGUCGCCCCUUCCUGAGGCCAGCGUCAUCGCCACUGGCCCCGGUGCUCCUGACAAGGACGGCAAGGUGGUCCCCACUUCGGUCAAGUCCGGUGACAAGGUGCUCCUUCCUAGCUGGGGCGGCAACUCGAUCAAGGUGGGCGAGGACGAGUACCUGCUCAUCCGUGACUCUGAGAUCCUUGCCAAGAUCACCGAGUAG